AUGCCUCAGUCCACCCUUCAUGAGCAGUAUAAGAGAGCUUAUCUGCUUCAUGCAAUGACUCGUAAUUUUGCUUACCUGGCUACAUCAGGCAUCAUGGAUUCGGACUCAGACUCUUCAGAACUGGACAGUGACUCAGAUUUGUCUCAGGUUUCAGAUGGCAACAAGUAUGAUGAGGUCCUUUAUGAGAUGCAGCACUACCUCCAGUUUGACCUUGCAGUCCUUCAGAAGAUUCAGGACACUCGUUACCUUCGCCCUCAUGAGCCCAUUGUCAAAUGUGGUCAACUACAUCUUCUUGCUGAUUAUGCACUUGAUCCAAAUCAUCAGGAGUAUGCACGCUUUCUUAAUCUAGUCCAUGUUCCGCCACGGGUGUUUGGGGCUCUUCUAGACCUGAUAGAAGACCAUCCAGUUUUCCGAAACAACUCAAAUAAUCCCCAAACUCCUGUUGAUGUACAACUCGCAGUAACACUCUAUCGAAUGGGACGGUAUGGUAAUGGAGCUCAGGUGGUUGACAUUGCUAGAUUUGCUGGGGUUUCUGAGGGAUCAGUCGAGCUUUUCACUACCCACUGUUUUGAGGCAAUCGAGAGCUUGUUGCCCGUUUUUGUUCGACCAUUGACAAAGGAUGAAAAAGAGGUUGAGAAGAAGUGGAUUGAUGAGCGUGUUGGGUUUGAAGGAUUAUGGCGAGAGGGAUAUCUGAUGUAUGAUGGAACAAUUGUCCCCCUCUAUGCGAAACCCGGCCUUGAUGGUGCGACCUACUACACCCGGAAGUGCAAUUAUGGACUUAAUGCUCAGAUUGGAAAUGCACCAUCAACACUACGGAUUGUUGAUUUUUCCCAUGGACUGACUGGAUCUGCACAUGAUGUUUCUGCAUUCGAAUAUACCUGUGCAUACAAGUAUCCAGGUUUUCUUUUUGAGGGAGACGAGUUUGGUUGGGGAGAUUCAGCCUAUCCAGUGACCGAGCAUAUAUUUCUAUUCAUAAGCGUCCUGCAGCUGACCAUCCCAAAAACCGAGUUUUUGACAAAAUGCUCUCAAACCUCUGAGUCCGUUCUGAACAUUGCAUUGGUCGACAUCAACAACAAGGAACAGCAUGUAAAAGCCUGUUGGUGGAUCACAAUUGCCAUCAUUCUACACAAUGCAGUCAUUAAUAUUGAAGGGGCAAGGAGUGGAGAAUACUUUGGUUCAGUGUCUGGAGGAACUGGAACAGGAGAAGAGGAAAUAGAACCUGAAACAGCUGAUGAUGGAGAUGAAAUUGGGGAAGCAAAGCGAAAGAGACUGGUGUUUGAGGCUAAUGAAGCCAAGAGGUUGAGAUCAGAUAAUAUGUAA
This is a messenger RNA of Marasmius oreades (fairy-ring Marasmius), 1320 nucleotides long. RefSeq lists its product as uncharacterized. The record is from RefSeq and is a predicted model, not a curated record. The transcript has 3 exons. NCBI's taxonomy places the organism in Eukaryota, Fungi, Basidiomycota, Agaricomycetes, Agaricales, Marasmiaceae. Bases 1 to 1320 code for a protein of 439 amino acids.